GGCUUCCGGCGGCGUGACCUGAGCGCGCUGGGCUGGCGGGGUGCCGGAGCAGGAAGGGUCUGCGCUGGCUGCCGGGACUGUAUUAGGAAUUUUGGAAGCACUGCCAACAUGUCUGAUGUUCAGGAAGCCACUAACCAACUCCUGGAUGUGAGCCUUCAUGAGCACCAGAAGUCUAUACCAGUUACAGGAAGUGGUCCCAGAAGUGAGUCUCAGCACCUCCAAGUCACUAUUGGAGCCACUGUGCCUACUGGUUUUGAGCAAACAGCUGCAGAUGAAGUGAGAGAGAAAUUGGGGUCAUCAUGCAAAAUCAGCAAAGACCGGGGCAAGAUAUAUUUUGACAUUUCAGUGGAAAGUCUGGCUCAGGUUCAUUGUCUGAGAUCAGUUGAUAACUUAUUUGUGGUCGUUAAGGAAUUUAAAGAUUACCCGUUCAAAGAAACAAAGGAAGAAGUUCUAAAGGAUUUUGAAGAAUUGGCUGGGAAGCUUCCAUGGUCAGACCCUUUAAAAGUAUGGAAAAUUAAUACCAGCUUCAAGAAAAAAAAAACAAAACGCAAAAAGAUAAAUCAGAAUUCAAGUAAAGAGAAGACUAAUAAUGGACAAGGAGACAAAACAGACGAGAGAGAUGAUAAAAAAGGAUUCAUUAACAAUACCUUAGAUUCCCAUAUCUUAGACUAUUAUGAAAAUCCAGCCAUCAAAGAAGAGGUCUCAACAUUAGUAGGUGAUGAUUUGGCAUCUUGUAAAGAUGAGAAGGAUGAAAGCUCAAAAGAAGAAACUCAACCUGAAUUGUUGAAGUUUAGGGUCACGUGCAACAGGGCAGGAGAGAAACACUGCUUUUCCUCAAAUGAGGCCGCAAGAGAUUUUGGAGGUGCUAUUCAAGAUUACUUUAAGUGGAAGGCUGACAUGACCAACUUUGAUGUGGAGGUUCUUUUGAACAUCCAUGAUAAAGAAAUUGUUGUGGGCAUUGCAUUGACAGAAGAGAGUCUCCACCGAAGAAAUAUUACACAUUUUGGACCUACAACUCUUAGAUCUACUCUUGCCUAUGGGAUGCUCAGGCUCUGUGCUCCUCAACCUACUGAUAUAAUAGUUGAUCCAAUGUGUGGAACAGGAGCAAUACCAAUAGAGGGGGCUACUGAAUGGUCUAACUGUUAUCAUAUUGCUGGUGAUAAUAAUCCGUUGGCUGUGAAUAGAGCAGCAAAUAACAUCUCAUCUUUAUUGACCAAGAGCCAAAUUAAAGAAGGCAAAGUGUCCUGGGGCUUGCCCAUAGAUGCUGUUCAGUGGGAUAUCUGCAAUCUGCCAUUGAGAACUGGCUCUGUGGACAUUAUUGUAACAGACAUGCCAUUUGGAAAAAGGAUGGGCUCCAAAAAGAGAAACUGGAACCUUUAUCCAGCUUGCCUACGGGAGAUGAGCCGUGUCUGUAGACCAGGGACAGGCCGAGCUGCACUACUUACUCAGGACAAGAAAUGCUUUGCCAAGGCAUUAUCUGGAAUGGGACAUGUUUGGCGGAAGGUACAUACUGUCUGGGUGAAUAUAGGGGGUCUUCAUGCAGCAGUUUAUCUUCUGAAACGUACACCUCAAGCUUUUAUUCAUCCUUCAGAACAAGAUGGGGAAAGAACUCCUUGGUGAUGCAAAUAAUGAAGACGGUUAAUGGUAUCUGUACCUCCCAACACAGGGAAUGUCAGCAUGAUGAACUUGGUUUAAGAGAAAAAUAGUGUUAAUAAAAUUGCAGCUUGCAGUUUAAA
Molecule: messenger RNA, 1736 nt
Organism: Canis lupus familiaris (dog)
Lineage: Eukaryota; Metazoa; Chordata; Mammalia; Carnivora; Canidae
Gene: THUMPD3
Product: THUMP domain containing 3
Exons: 10
Coding region: 109-1620 (503 amino acids)
Biological process (GO): tRNA methylation
Molecular function (GO): tRNA (guanine) methyltransferase activity; RNA binding
Source: RefSeq, marked validated